UGGCGCCGCCGCCAUCCCGGCGCGUCACUGCGCAAGCGCGGCCCGCGAGCGUGGGGUGUCUCAAGGUGCCGGGUUGCAGGCGCUCAGGAGCGCUGGGGUUUGAGGCCUGCUUUCGGCCCGCGCCAGCAGAGCACUACCUGAGGCAGCGAGGCGCAGAGAGCGGAGCCUCCCCGCGCCCUGGGCAGUGUGGCCAUGGAGAAUCAGGUGUUGACGCCGCAUGUCUACUGGGCUCAGCGACACCGCGAGCUGUAUCUGCGCGUGGAGCUGAGUGACGUACAGAACCCUGCCAUCAGCAUCACUGAAAAUGUGCUGCAUUUCAAAGCUCAAGGACAUGGUGCCAAAGGAGACAAUGUCUAUGAAUUUCACCUGGAGUUCUUAGACCUUGUGAAGCCAGAGCCUGUUUACAAACUGACCCAGAGGCAGGUAAACAUUACGGUACAGAAGAAAGUGAGUCAGUGGUGGGAGAGACUCACGAAGCAGGAAAAGCGACCACUGUUUUUGGCCCCUGACUUUGAUCGUUGGCUGGAUGAAUCGGAUGCGGAAAUGGAGCUCAGAGCUAAGGAAGAAGAGCGCCUAAAUAAACUCCGACUGGAAAGCGAAGGCUCUCCUGAAAAGUCCUUUUAUGACACAUUCCAUACUGUGGCUGACAUGAUGUAUUUCUGCCAGAUGCUGGCAGUUGUGGAAACUAUCAAUGCAGCAAUUGGAGUCACUACGUCACCAGUGCUGCCUUCUCUGAUCCAGCUUCUUGGAAGAAAUUUUAUUUUGUUUAUCAUCUUUGGCACCAUGGAAGAAAUGCAGAACAAAGCUGUGGUUUUCUUUGUGUUUUAUUUGUGGAGCGCAAUUGAAAUUUUCAGGUACUCCUUCUACAUGCUGACGUGCAUUGACAUGGAUUGGAAGGUGCUCACAUGGCUUCGUUACACUCUGUGGAUUCCCUUAUAUCCACUGGGAUGUUUGGCGGAAGCUAUCUCAGUGAUUCAGUCCAUUCCAAUAUUCAAUGAGACAGGACGAUUCAGUUUCACGUUGCCAUAUCCAGUGAAAAUCAAAGUUAGAUUUUCCUUUUUUCUUCAGAUUUAUCUUAUAAUGAUAUUUUUAGGGUUAUACAUAAAUUUUCGUCACCUUUAUAAACAGCGCAGACGGCGCUAUGGACAAAAAAAGAAAAAGAUCCACUAAAAAGAAAGAUUUAGAUGGCUUCUUGCCAGUUUGAGCCUAAUCUGAUUCUUACAGUUUUACCUUCUUGUACCAAUGUAAAAGUUUUUUUAAUGUUAAAUGAUUAAAUUCUCAGUGAGGCUAUCUUCCUUUUCCCUAGUAACAUUCCUGAAUUUACUGUUAUCUUGUAGUAAUUGCAUGACAUGGAUUCCUGAUAUCUGAUGAGAGGUUCAUUCUUGUGUAUUCAGUUAAUGACACCAAAAGGCUAAGCCCACCCCAACCCUGUCUCAUGUUCAGUCUGUCUAAUUCAUGCCAGAGAUUUUUUUUUCAAAAAGUGCUUUAUCCCUACAAUGUACUGACGGUUCUUACAGUUGAGAUUUGUUCUUUUCAGCUAUUGCUUGUGAAAAAAAGCAAGACUAUGUCACUCUAUAGAAGACUGUUAAAGUGACUCAGGCAGGACUUAAUUAUUCUGUACCUAAGGGGUUACUUGUUUAGUGGGAUGGCAUUGACUUUUUGAAAGUGAAGUAGACUGAGUCAUUGAUAAAACAUUUCUAAGAGUGGGGCUGGAGAACAUGUUUUACAUGUGACAUCCUUUGGCCUAACAACAUCUAUUGUUAUAGUGCUCAGUAGUGUGGGCAUUGAAGAGGCACAGAAUGCUUUGAAAGAAACUAAUCAGAAUCUUGGAACAUCAUGAUCAUGCCAUUCUUAAGUAAAUCAACUAUUUUCAACACUGAAGAAAAAUGAAACAUUAUUUAGAAAACAAUGAGAUUACAAAUUCCAAACUCAGCCAGGAAUGUGGCUCACACCUGUAAUUCCAGCACUUUGGGACACCUAGGUGGGAGCAUCACUUGAAGCCAGGAGUUCAAGACCAGCCUGGGCAACAUAGUGAGACCCCUAUCUCUACAAAAAAUAAAAAUAUUAGCUGAGUGUGGUGGCACACACCUGUAGUCCCAGCUACUCAAGAGGCUGAGAAGGGAGGAUCCCGAGCCCAGGAGGUCAAGGCUGCAGUGAGCUGAGAUUGCCACUGCACUGCAGCCGGGGUGACAGUACAAGACCCUGUCUCAAAAAAACCAAACCAUACACACACACACACACACACACACACACACACACACGGUCCAAAUGGUAGCAGGGAUCCAAAGGGAACACAAUAUGUAGAUCAAACUGGCAGUAACACCAUGUACAGCCUUUGACAAACUAGAAACAUUAGAGUAGGCCAAACACACCUCCAAACUGUCUUAGGCCGUGCACAAACACAAAAAAUGGCAGCCUUCCAUCUCCUGCACUGGCUGAGUCCAUUUACUUGUAUACUUGUUCCAGUGAGUGGUGAAUGAGUGAUGGGACUACAUUUUUUGCAUAGACCUCAAAAAUAACUUCAUUCUGCUGCUGUUCAGUUGGCUUUUUAAAACCCAUCUGCUGUAGAACACUGAAAACAGCGAGAACUUUGGGGUGAACACCGCUGAUCCUUUAACAAGGAUUUCUGGCAGGAAACUCACAAAAAGGAGAACUGAAAAUUUAGACAUACAGUUGGCCAUUGUAAAAAACAUUAGUUUCCUCUCAUACAUUCCAAGUAAACCAAGUAAAAUAAGUGUUGGAGUAACACUUGCAUAGAAGAAUUUAAGGAGUGAUAGCUCUUUCUGUUCUGCCAUUCCCAACAUUCCUGGGGGAAAGGCGACUCAAUGAGUUAAUAACCAUUUCACUGAGCCCAAGAUGGAAACUUGGUUUGACCUAAAACAUCUGAUUAACAUAGGCUAGCUGAUUUCUUAAAAAUUCGUUGCAUUGAAGGAUAGUUUGCAUGUCUGUAACACCUGUCAAUACUUGUUUGUAUUGAUUUCUGAUAUUCUUGCAGCUGACUAUGUGUAAUUGGGCAGAUCAGCUUUGCAGUAGAUUAUGCUGCAUCGUCGUGGCAAAUUCUGUAUUCUUAGUGAUUGUUACAAAUCCCUUUAUCGCUGUCUGAGAAAGUGAAAGAUUGUGUAUUUCUAUUAAAACAUUUACAAUCAAAAUU
Molecule: messenger RNA, 3151 nt
Organism: Piliocolobus tephrosceles (Ugandan red Colobus)
Lineage: Eukaryota; Metazoa; Chordata; Mammalia; Primates; Cercopithecidae
Gene: HACD3
Product: 3-hydroxyacyl-CoA dehydratase 3
Exons: 10
Coding region: 193-1170 (325 amino acids)
Biological process (GO): very long-chain fatty acid biosynthetic process; sphingolipid biosynthetic process; fatty acid elongation
Cellular component (GO): endoplasmic reticulum membrane
Molecular function (GO): 3-hydroxyacyl-CoA dehydratase activity
Source: RefSeq, a predicted model, not a curated record